AGAGAGGUCCAUACGCAAUGCAGAUUAUGGUCUGUUGUUAGUUAUCGUUUAUGCAAUGUACCUGUUUUUCAUCGGAAUUCAUUUUAAUAAGGAGCUUGCCACACAAAAGAAACGGUUUUAUGCAGGUUUUCUGCCCCCGCUGGAGAGGACGUUUACUUUCAAACAAGCUGCUUUCCAGAAGAAUCUUCCAAGGGCAAGGAUAUAAAGGUGGUGUUUAGGACUCCAGUUUAUUUGGCAAAGAACUGGAACAAAGUCCACCUUCCUCUGACCAACAGCCUGACCCUGCUGGGAUUUACAAUGACGAUCUUACAAAAUAGUCGCUCUGUUCUAUAAAUUCCUCUGUUCUGAAGUUUGAUGCCAUCCUUGUGGAACUCUGCCACCUGUGUAUUUAACAACUGUUGUUUUAGCAGCAAAAACUCCACUGUGCCCAGGAUAAUCUAUGCUCUUGUGUUGCUGCUGGGUACCAUUGUUGCUUGCAUCAUGCUGUCGCCAGGACUGGAUCAUCAACUCAAGAGGAUUCCAGGCUUCUGUGUGGAUGGGGCAGACUCCUCUUUCGAAGGCCUUCAACCACAUUUCAACUGUGAAAUGUUUGUGGGAUAUAAAGCAGUAUACCGUAUCUGUUUUGGCCUGGGUAUGUGGUACCUUGGGUUUUCCAUUCUUAUGAUUAACAUCAAGACAAGCAGAGACCCCCGUGCCUUCAUCCACAACGGAUUUUGGUUCUUCAAAUUUGUUGCAUUGGUGGCAAUCACAGUCGGCGCCUUUCACAUUCCUGAUAUACCUUUUAUCUACGCAUGGUUUGUCAUCGGCUCCUGUGGAGCUUUCUUUUUCAUUCUGAUCCAGCUGGUGCUGCUGGUGGACUUUGCUCAUUCCUGGAACGAGUCCUGGGUGGCAAAGAUGGAAAACGGCAACUCCAGGGGCUGGUACGCAGCGUUACUGGCCGUCAUGAUCCUGAACUACAUCAUAUCAUUUACUGCUGUGGGGCUGUUCUUCCAUUUCUACACGAAGCCUGACGGAUGCUUCCUCAACAAGUUUUUUAUCAGCUUCAACAUGCUACUCUGCAUGGUGGCCUCGGUGAUUUCUGUACUGGAUAAAGUUCAGGAGUUUCAGCCCCGGUCGGGUUUACUCCAGUCCUCCUUCAUCACCCUGUAUACCAUGUUUCUAACAUGGUCCGCCAUGAGCAACGAACCUGACCAAAACUGCAACCCCAGUCUGGUCAUUCUCAUACAGCAGAUCACAUCCCCUACGACCCCCCCCAUGGACAUAGAGAACCAAACCUCUGUGGUGAUCAUUGGAACAGAAGAACCCAUCUUGACAUCACCAUACCUGAGGUGGUGGGACGCCCAAACCAUUCUGGGGCUCAUCUUUUUUGUCCUGUGCAUUCUUUAUUCCAGGCAUCUCCGUUUUGUCAACAGCAUCCGUUCAUCCAACAUUAGCCAGUUCAACAAGUUGACUGUGGCCUUCAAAGACUCGGCCAUCCUGGCUGAGGGGGUCAGCAGCACUGACCCAUCAGACAAUGAGCAGAAGAGUGUGCGAUACAGCUAUUCCUUCUCCCACUUCAUGCUCUUCUUGGCUUCACUCUACAUCAUGAUGACCGUCACAAACUGGUACAGCCCCGAUGCAGACUUCACCGUUCUAAGCAAGUGGCCCACAGUGUGGGUGAAGAUCACGUCCAGCUGGUUGUGUUUGGCCAUCUACACGUGGACCCUGGUGGCUCCGAUGAUCCUCACAAACCGAGAUUUCACCUGAUCAGAGGAACUACUGCAGUGCAGGAUGUUAAAUCAGUCAUUUAUUUUCUUCUGUCCUUUUUUUUUUAAAUCAAACUGCCUGAAUAUAUGAUGGAAAAUAGUCAUCUAGGUUCGUAUUCCACAUUGGAGGGGACUGAAUGGAGCUGGACAGGGGUCAUGAUGUAUGUAAAUCUAAACUGAAGAAAUGUUGAUGUUGAUAAUGAAUAAAAUAUUUGAUACUGAAAGUCAGUUGUUGAUCUUCAACCAAAAAGAUGAGCUCAAACUAAAAAGAA
Molecule: messenger RNA, 2017 nt
Organism: Menidia menidia (Atlantic silverside)
Lineage: Eukaryota; Metazoa; Chordata; Actinopteri; Atheriniformes; Atherinopsidae
Source: the annotation of a GenBank genome assembly